CAUUUUUUGUAUACAAAAAAUAAUAUUGACAUGAAAGUAAAUAUUUUACAAAAAUCUUUCAAGAAAUCCGUUAAAUGUCACAUUCAGUACAAAGAUUGUCUCGAGAUCUUUAAGAUAUAAGACAAUAAAGAAAAAUUUUAUAUUUAUAAUUUAUUGUACAAGGAUAAUCAAACAGCACCUAACUUUAACUGUAAUUAUAAAAAAAAAGUAACAAAAUAAAUUGUAAUUACAUUACAACAAUGGAACAAUUAAUAAAACGUCAAAAAGUUACAAAAGAAUCAACUAUAACAGAUAUUACAUCUUGUAUUAAUAAUUAAGAACAAUGGAAAAUUUUGUACAAGCAAUUUCAGUUGCGAAUAGUUACUUCGCUUUGGCCGAUGGUCUCGCCGACGGUAUACACAAUUAUCUUUCGGAGGAUGUGAUUCUCGAUUGGUUUGGAUGGAUAGUCGAAGGUAGGAAAAACGUGUCUGCCUUUAUGGAAUCUCACGAUUCGAGGCAUAUAUUCUCCUACAUCGUGCCGACAACUAACAUCAAUUACAAAAAGAAAAAAUUGAAACGACUUUUCAAGUUUCGAUCGUAUUGUCGUCAAAAUCAUCAGGAAUUUGUAAAAAAAGAUUUCGUCGAUAAUAAUAAGGAGGCGAGGGACGACGAGUCGUUACAUCGAGAAGUGGAAACUCGGUCAUCGAAUUGUGACUUCGUAACCAAUGUUAAUCAAAAUGAAAUCGAUGCAAAGGAAAUCAGCGCGAUGAAUGACGCGUCUUUCGAUGACGAUUUGAGCGAGGGUGAUCUUUUCAAUCUUUUUAAGCUUGAGAUCUCGACGUCCAGCACAGAAGAGAUCGAGGAGAGCAUUAAUAGGAUAAAAUUGGAAGAGGAAAUGGCACCAACCAUCAAAGCUAUCAAGAGACAGAAUGGUCCAGGAGAUGAAAACGUUGUCGUUGGAUUGAGCACACCUAAAUACAUAGAGACUUACGGCGAAAUGGAAUUCUCGCGGAGAUAUUGGAAACGAGGAAUAACUAGAUUGAACAGCACAAUGAACAUAACAGAUAUUUUGUUUAAUCGUACCAUAGAUAUUUGCAAUGCGUAUUCCGUGCCUAUGUCUAGUGUGCACACUUGGAGACGGCCGUGUAAGUUACAAAUCGCGUACAGCACCGAACAUCCAACUCUGAAAUUAUCAUCGAAUAAAAAAAAUACGGAAAAAGAUAAGGUGCGAUUUGGACACUCCACGAUCAGAUUGCCCACCUUGGAGGAAAUCAAUCAAAUUAGCGAUAGGCUAGUGCCGAAUACGGACAAUUUCGGUGGUUUUUUGAAGAACACCGAUUUCUUCCAAGAUCUCAAAGAUUUCAUAAAAAGUUUGGAAAAAGAACCCUGUAAGUUAUUCGAUCCUUAUUACGUGGAGAAAAAACUGAUGUUUGACAAACCAGAGGUCAACGCGAGUCAUUGUAACGAUAAGAAAAAGAAAAUGUUUCUAUAUAAUUAUCAGAUUCAUCUGAUAAUAUACGAGGAUAGCGAGAACGAGCUUUGCAAGAAUUUAAAAAAGUAAAAUUUUUGAAAAAGUAAUAAUAGAGAAAUUCUAAGCGAGAAGAAAAUUAUCAUAUCAUUUUUCUAGAAAAUUCAUGCGAAAAUCGUGUUCUUUUUUUUCUUUUUUCAAUUUCUUUUUUACUAAAAAACUUUUUUCGAGUUAAAUUUUUGCAAUUUACAAGUUAUUCGCAGAUUUUAAAUUUGAAUGAAAUACUUAUAUUAAGUAUAUCUUUUUAUGCUGCGAUCAAUUGAAUGAUCUCACGUUCACUGAUAAUCAAGUUUGAACGAUAAAAUUGGUAGAAGAUAUUACAAACUUUAAGAUGUUUAUCUAACCGAACAAUAUUUGCAUCUAUUACAAUUGAUUUAAUAGUCGUAAUAAUUUGUUCUUCAAAUAUUCAAAGAUUUACGAAGUCAACUGUACUUAUUUACCGUGAUGCUUCACGGCGUUUCUUUUUCGUUUUUUUUUUCAAACGCAAUUUUGUAAUUUUUGUUUUCUUUUAAUAAUCCGAAUAAAGUGCAAUUUACAAGGUCGUGUAACAAUA
Apis mellifera (honey bee) is the source of this 2060-nucleotide messenger RNA. RefSeq lists its product as uncharacterized. Bases 323 to 1540 code for a protein of 405 amino acids. The record is from RefSeq and is a predicted model, not a curated record. Lineage: Eukaryota; Metazoa; Arthropoda; Insecta; Hymenoptera; Apidae. The transcript has 5 exons.